AUGACAACAGAAGUCGAAAAUGGUCAGGAAGCAACGCCUGAGAAGACAGAUUCUUCAGUUACCGCGCUGCCAAUAGAAAAGAAAGAGGAAGGACCCGACGAAGAGGAGUCAGAAGCAGAAGAAAUCGACUCAGACGAUGAUUUGGACGACGAUGUAAAUAUAAUGAUCGGAGAUAUCGACGGCGAAGCUGUUAUAAACAUAAACCCAGUACAAAGAUGCAAACAGCGAAGACAAAAAGACAAGACGCCUCAGCAAGCAGAAGUGCUCAUUACUUCUUCAAGCGGAAAAUUGAUCCCAAAUCCUGAAAAAGAUGCACUCACGGAUAAGCCGUGGCAGAAGCCUGGCGCUGACUUAUCAGAUUAUUUUAAUUACGGAUUUGAAGAAACCUCAUGGAGAAAGUACUCGGAGAAGCAGAGAACGCUCAGAGAUCGAGCUUUGCUCCUACUGCGGACAAGGACGAACAUCGCUCAAUUUGCGCCACCUGGAAUGCCAUUCCUUCCAAUGGGACCAUCGCCUAUCAAAUCUGAAAACUUCAACAGAUCUAACCCGCCUCCAGUUAUCAGCUCCAACGGCAGUGUACCAGUAAGUGCCAGCAUGGGCGACCGCAGAGGACCACCAGAUAUCAAAUAA
Messenger RNA from Oikopleura dioica, 630 nucleotides. NCBI's taxonomy places the organism in Eukaryota, Metazoa, Chordata, Appendicularia, Copelata, Oikopleuridae. The record is from the annotation of a GenBank genome assembly.